GAUUAAGUUAAUGAUCACUAAGCAAAACAACGUCAUCGCCAAAAUCCGACGUUCAACCACUCAAAGAACGAACAACUCGCAGCUUCACCACGGCACCCAGCUGCACUUCGCCUGGUCGUGUCAACCACCAUUGUCAGACCUUCAAAUCCGCCAGGUUCCAUUUUGUCUAUCUGAUUCACCCAAAUUCUACGACUACGCCUUUGAUUUCCAUCCAGUUGGCUACUCCUCAGGUGAGGUGGCCGUUCACCUUCUCGUUCGGCCAACAAAGCCAACAAACGUAGUAAUAAUCUUUUCGUUCCAGCUAACCCACGCCAACUCCUUGCUAUCUUCGUUGGUUGUAUCUAUAUCGCACUCCGCGCAUAACUGGCUUUCUACAUCACGCUCUCUCCGAAAGUGCAAGUGAAAUACUCCUUUUGCCAUAUACGACCAGCAGCCCAAUAAACUUGGGGCCUGCGCCACUCCCUUUACCCGACUUCUCGCCGUAAAUGCUAUUUUCAAUCCCUCUUCGUCUUAUCUUUUGACAGAAGAGUUGAUCGAUAAAUACGUGAUAUUUUCCGGCAGAUAACUUCUGUCCCUUCCACUCAGCCAUGGCUGACGAACCGAGGCCAGAGAGGUUGUACUGUUACCAGUGCCAGAGUGUAUGGGCAAGGGAAGCAGAGAGCCCAUUACUGUGUCCUAUCUGCGAGUCCGACUUUGUCGAAAUCGUGGAAACCGAUAACCCUCCACCAGAUCUCCAACUUCCUCGGGUAGACAACCCUCCUGGCCGCUACCAUUCCCGCUCAACAUCGCCCUUCCCUUCCAUAGAUGACCAUGGUUGGCGACCAGACAUCCGAACUGAACACCUCGAGAUCCCAGGCGGUGGUACAACGUUUCGGAGCUUUCGCUCGGGCGAUGGGAGAUUUUCCUUCGCAAGUACUUCUUUCCGGCCGCCCAGGGGUUCUUCCCCUCACGAACGACCCCAACAUGAUAUCCACAACGACCCCUUCGCGCUUCUUCGCAACACCACGGCUCUACUGCACGCCCUUACAGAAAACCGCCAUGCCCGGGUCGCACGGACACCCGGUCCCCCUGGCCUGCGUUCGCCAUUUGCUAUGCCUGACCUCCAUGAACCGCAUACCCGUCAUGGCCAUGAUGAUCUAGGCUUAAAUAUCAACGGAGACGGAAACAUGCUAAGAGUCAGUUGGCGUCUGACACCGCGAAAUGCAUACAACGCCCGAGAGGAUACGGAUCCUUUUGCUCAUUUACAAGAAGUCCUCGGACAAUUCGCUGGACACCAACAUGGAAACCGGUUGGACGAUGGGGCGGACAGGGAAGUAACAGCGAUACAAUCGUUGAUGCUGUCACUACUUCAAAACAUUGCCGCCGGCGGUGGAACCCUAGAUGAGAAUGCAGACCAACCGGUAACCCCCGAACAGCUCGCACUCCUCAAAACCCAGACAUUAAAAGAAACGUUACAAGAAACGGACGGGGCCCUUGAUCGUUUCGACGGCACGGAAACCUGCGGCAUCUGCAUGGAAACUGUCGAUCUAGAUUCUAGAGUCACGGUGCUGCCAUGCAAACACUGGUUCCACGCUACAUGCAUAUCCCCUUGGCUGGACGACCAUAAUACUUGCCCUCAUUGUAGAGCCAGGAUUGGGCGUCGCGCACCUCCAACGCCGAACGGGGAACAGCAUCGGGACUCAGGGCCCGGCCCAGCGUCCGACCAAACGCCCCCGCCUCGAUCUGCCUCCGCCCCUCGUGGUAUAGGAAGCAUGGCGGACCCGUUUAUUAUUUCAGACAGUCCGCCUCGUCGAUCAAGUUCGGGGAAUGGCAAUAGGUCACGGUCCCCGCGUUCCUCUACGAAUCGCGACGGUGCCAAUGCACUGUCCCACGAAACUGAGAGGCUCCGUUCACGCCCCGGGCAUGAUCACCCAGAACCCAACAACUUUGGUGGGUGGCUUUGGAAUUGGCUCUAUAAUAAUGAUGAUUAAAGUCACCCAUCCUCGGUUCCUACUACUACCGUACCCUUAAAUUCCACCUUCUCACAUUGAAAACUCCUCUCUCUUCGGCCACGACAAUUGCAAGGAGGUGACUUAUACAUGGGCCUUGCUCUACUAUUGUCACACCGGGCCUUGUGGCAGCCGAAAGAAUCCAACUGAAUUAAUACCCACUUCGUAACACGUGACCUAGUAGUGGAUAUCUCAGUUUUGAGAUGGGGAUCAUGAAUAUGAUAUGAUACCUUGAACAUCAACCCCCACGCAUCCUCUGCCAUAUUUUUUCCCCUCUUCUUCAGUCCACCUGUUUUUGUAUUCAUCUUUCUGUUUUAAUGGAAUAUAAAUUUUUAUUGUCAUUGUUGUUUUUUAUGUUGAUUUGUUUGACAGUUAAUAAAAAGAAUGUGCAGGUCUCACUUUUUCUCUUCUCUCUCUUCUUAUACAAGUAGAAGUUUCUUAGCAUCUAUAAGUGAGACAUAUAAGUGAGUUAAUCAUCUUCUCAUUAUUUUGCUUGUUUACAAUCAAAUAUAAUAACAGUUAUAUACUUAGACUGACCGUGUAAC
Molecule: messenger RNA, 2533 nt
Organism: Blastomyces gilchristii SLH14081
Lineage: Eukaryota; Fungi; Ascomycota; Eurotiomycetes; Onygenales; Ajellomycetaceae
Exons: 3
Coding region: 588-1970 (460 amino acids)
Molecular function (GO): ubiquitin protein ligase activity
Source: RefSeq, a predicted model, not a curated record